UCACAGUAGAGCUCAACACCUUUUUUCUGAAGUUCUGUUUGUGGAUUCCUCCUCGAAACCCCGUUAUUGUGUAUAGGUUGAUAUUGUGGUGGCUAAUAGCAAUUCCUACAAUCCGCGAGUACAACUCAUAUCUUCAAGACAGAAAACCAACGAAAAAAGUCGACGCAUUCUGUUGGCUUUCCUUAGCUAUUUGCAUAGUAGAGCUUCUCAUUUGCAUCAAGUUUGGACAUGGAAAGAGGAAUCAACAUGCUUUUUGUGCUGGGUGGGAACGGAACUCAUGCUGGGGCAAAUAUAAUUCACAAAGAGUGUUGUAGAAGAGGGGUAAAGGUGGCUGUUGUUGGGGUCCCCAAAACUAUAGACAAUGAUAUUUUGCUGAUGGACAAAAAUUUUGGGUUUGACAUUGCUGUUGAGGAAGCACAGCGAGCCAUUAAUUCAGCUUACAUCGAGGCACAUAGUGCAUACCAUGGUAUAGGAAUUGUAAAGUUGAUGGGUCGUAGGAGUGGAGUUAUUGCUAUGCAUGCAUCCCUGGCUAGUGGACAAAUCGAUAUAUGCUUGAUACCAGAGGUACCUUUCCAUUUACAUGGUCCUCAUGGUGUUUUGCGGCAUCUGAAAUACCUCAUUGAGACAAAAGGAUCAGCAGUGGUCUGUGUUGCUGAGGGAGCAGGGCAGAAACUGUGAAGCUAUAUGAAACAGUUGGAAUGGGAAAUGGAGAGAACGAGCCAAAGCAAGAGUGGGAGUUGGAGGAUGUUAUAGCAGACAAUACUCUCUAAGUUUCUUGUUAUAGUAACUUUUCAAUAUGUUGAAUAUUUAAGAAUACUUGAAAACUUAAAGAACAUUUUGUUGUUGAUGACAGUGUUGAAUAUUUUAAACUAAUUUGUGGAUUGUUAAUACAAUGUUGAAUGUUUUUACUUUUUGUUAUUUGAAAAUCAAGUUUAUUUGA
This is a messenger RNA of Humulus lupulus (European hop), 940 nucleotides long. Its product is annotated as ATP-dependent 6-phosphofructokinase 5, chloroplastic-like. Gene Ontology annotation, biological process: glycolytic process; fructose 6-phosphate metabolic process. Gene Ontology annotation, molecular function: 6-phosphofructokinase activity. Bases 229 to 678 code for a protein of 149 amino acids. The record is from RefSeq and is a predicted model, not a curated record. The transcript has 7 exons. Gene Ontology annotation, cellular component: cytoplasm. NCBI's taxonomy places the organism in Eukaryota, Viridiplantae, Streptophyta, Magnoliopsida, Rosales, Cannabaceae.